AUGGGCUUCAAUCUUGGAACGGAAGAGCUGUCUAACAAGUCGAGUGAACUUUGGCGGGCGUUACUUGCCGAAUUUGUUGGUAUUUUUAUAUUAAACUUCUUCGCCUGUGCUGCUUGUACUCAUGCGAACGGUGACAAAACGCUGAUCUCACUCGCCUUUGGACUGAGCGUAUUUAUGGUCGUGAUGUCGAUCGGUCACAUCAGCGGUGGUCACAUCAAUCCCGCUGUCACCGCAGGAAUGCUGGUCGCCGGCAAAGUCAGCGUGAUCCGUGCCCUGCUGUACGUCGUCGCGCAAUGUGCCGGCGCCGUUGCGGCCACCACCACGCUCGACGUGCUGAUACCGAAAAGCUACCACAACGGAUUGGGUAACACGGGCCUGAAGGAUGGCGUCACCGAUCUGCAGGGAUUGGGUUUCGAAUUCUUCCUCGGAUUUGUGCUGGUGCUGUGCGUGUUUGGUGUGUGCGAUGACAACAAGCCCGAUUCUCGCUUUGUUGCCCCGCUGGCCAUCGGUCUGACGGUGAGUCUAGGCCAUUUGGGUGUGGUCGAGUAUACCGGUUCGAGCAUGAAUCCGGCCCGCUCCUUCGGUACUGCGUUCGUCACUGAUAGCUGGGCACACCAUUGGAUUUACUGGGCUGGACCAAUUCUUGGAGGUGUUGUAGCGGCAUUGCUUUACACGCAACUGUUUAAAGCACCGACCGUUAGCGAUGCUUCUGAACGGUAUCGAACCACCGCCGACGACAAGGAGAUGCGUCGACUGGAUGGCAAGCACGACAUGGCCUAACAACGGCCAGCGCACAAUAGUUUCCUGCAAG
Messenger RNA from Anopheles maculipalpis, 811 nucleotides. It is a transcript of the gene Prip, whose product is annotated as aquaporin AQPcic. Gene Ontology annotation, cellular component: plasma membrane. Lineage: Eukaryota; Metazoa; Arthropoda; Insecta; Diptera; Culicidae. Gene Ontology annotation, molecular function: water channel activity. Gene Ontology annotation, biological process: transmembrane transport. The record is from RefSeq and is a predicted model, not a curated record. The transcript is spliced from 5 exons. Bases 1 to 780 code for a protein of 259 amino acids.